GCUCCGGCGCCCCGCCGCGCUCAGCGGGCGCCCCGCCCCCGGCGUUCCAACGCGGCGCCGGGACAUUCCAACGCCUCCCCACGCGCGGUCCGGGCGUCCCAACGCGUUCCAACGCGGCCCGCGAGCGUUCCAUCGCGCCGUCGCGGCGUCGCAGCGCCAUGUCGGGGCCUAACGGGGAGCCGCACGUGGCGGCGGGCGCCGCCGGGCGGGACGACGACGACGACGGGGACAGCUUCGGGGAGGAAGAAUAUGCAGCAAUAAACUCCAUGCUAGACCAGAUCAACUCCUGCUUGGAUCACCUGGAGGAGAAAAACGAUUAUCUACACGCCUGCUUGAAAGAACUGCUGGAGUCCAACCGCCAGACCCGCCUGGAGUUCCAGCAGCAGCAGCAAAGCGAGCAGCAGAACAUGGAAGAUGAUGAGCAGGGAUCAGAGCCUGCUAUCUAGCUGACUGGCCACACACUGGCAGUUAGUAUCACUAAGGGGACAUUUCCUGGUUGCCGGUUUAACGUAAAACUUGAAUAGAAGAGUACCUCCUGCCCGUUAUUGUCCCUUCCUGUGGUUGUGUCCUGCCAUUCACCUCUAUGUUCUGCAAUAUUCACAUUAGUUGUGAUGUAAGAAAUAUUGGCAGAUGUCUUAGACCAGGCUUUUCUGUCCGCUUCCAAGCAGAUGAGAGAAGCCACCAGUGUGAUGUUUUUGACUGUCAUAAUUGGCAGUUGCCUACCUCCUUAAGCUGCCGUUAAGAUCUCAGGCGUUAGAGGCAUAGCAGACUGGUUAGCUCCCACCACCACGACAGCUGUAUAGAGAAAGGAGAUGGGGCCUGCCUGCCAUGGGCCGUGAACAGUGUCCUCCCUGUACAUUUUGACAGGAGUAUGCAUGAGCUUUGUGGUCUGAAACAUUGUGAACUUGUCAGGAUGGCCUGGGGCCAACAUGGUGAAGUGAGUCUUAUUACAUUGUUCUACUUUUGUACAGUUUGGGGAAGUUAAGGAAGUUAUUUAUAAAAAAGUCUGUUUUAUUAAAAAGUUUGAAACAAAAUUUGUUCCUAAAGUCUCCGAUAUGAAAACAGACUGUCUUAAGUCUUGUACUGUUAACAGAUGACCAAGAUACACAUCCUUGCCUAGCUCAGGACGCAGUCCUGGUCCAGGAGUGUGCAUCCUUGAAAGAGAACUGGUCUGAGGAGCAAAACUGGACAUACAAUCUACAAAAGGUGAACUACCCUUCUGCUCCGAAAGGAAGCAGAGAGGAACUACAGAGGAUUCUUAGGGAAAAAUCAGACUACAUCCAUCCAAUUCCUGAACCUUGUAUCUAUGAAAAUCAGAUCACCACCUUCUUUCAGGUUCAACAACCCAAGCCUCAGUCUUUCCACGGAACUACUGUAUCCCAACUGUACAAGUAAUAAUCAACACCAUCCUGUAUUAGACACGCUAAAGCCAGGCUUAUUUUAUUCUUAAAAUAAAAACAGCAGUAAAGUUGAA
Messenger RNA from Dromaius novaehollandiae (emu), 1474 nucleotides. RefSeq names its product bublin coiled coil protein (gene BBLN). The transcript is spliced from 2 exons. The record is from RefSeq and is a predicted model, not a curated record. Bases 159 to 446 code for a protein of 95 amino acids. NCBI's taxonomy places the organism in Eukaryota, Metazoa, Chordata, Aves, Casuariiformes, Dromaiidae.